Hypanus sabinus (Atlantic stingray) is the source of this 1879-nucleotide messenger RNA. RefSeq names its product polycystin-1-like protein 2. Bases 126 to 1835 code for a protein of 569 amino acids. NCBI's taxonomy places the organism in Eukaryota, Metazoa, Chordata, Chondrichthyes, Myliobatiformes, Dasyatidae. Gene Ontology annotation, molecular function: carbohydrate binding. The transcript has 9 exons. The record is from RefSeq and is a predicted model, not a curated record.
UCUACUUGUCAUUCGGGCUUGUACAACAGCUGGAUGCAGCUUGGUGUCAGUUUAGAGUUAGUACAGGAGCAGCUCUGCUCCUUUGAAAACUAUCUUGCAACACUAGGACUCUCAGAUAGUCAAGGAUGAGGUAUCUCCUUUUUUUAGCUGCUGUCUUUACAGAUCUUCGAGUUGAAGCGAUUUCUUGCUUAGAUCAACAGCUUGCCUUCCAGCAAAGCUGCUAUGAGAUUACCCGGCUGUCACGCAGUUUUCAGGGUGCACAGAAAUGGUGUGAACGAGGUGGCGGACACCUCGCCUUCAUCUUGGAUGAGGAAACUCAACAGUUCCUACACGACCAUCUGGAAGUGGAAAAGGACUGGUGGAUUGGGCUAGCUCCAUGGAAACAGAACUUAACCCAGGAUGAAAUGACUACAGAAGGAACACUGUCCUGGCUGGAUGGUACAAGGGUGAUGUAUGAUAACUGGGCUCCAGAACACCAGCCUUCUCCAUCAGCAACAUGCGCUCACAUUCUGAAGAACUCUGUGUACCAUUGGAAGAGUACAGACAACUGCAGCCAGGAGCUCCAUUUCAUUUGUGAAUAUGAGUCCAGCCGAGCCUUUGCCUGUGAUCACUUCAAUGCUACACUACAGUGCGAGUCCGGGGAGGUGAUUCAGAUCAACAGUAGUUUUUACGGCCGCAAAUCUCUCUCUUUCUGCACCUUGGCGUCUGUAACCUCAACCGAACCUCAAGAUUGCAGUUGGAUUGAUGUGAGAGAAAAAGUGAAAGGUCAGUGCCAUGGAUUACAGGCUUGCCAAGUUGGAGCAGAUAAGACAUCCUUUGGUGAUCUUUGUCCAGACCUGGGCAAUUACCUUGUUAUCGACUAUCAUUGCAAAGAAGGUCUUCAUUUGCUAGUUGAUGAUGUGUAUGCAGUCCUGGAAAACGUCACGAUAUCUCAAAAGUGGCUGCUGCAUCCAUAUUCUGGGAACCUCACCUGCACGCUCAACACUGGCGAUGGCUUCGUAAUCGAACCAUAUAAUCCAGACCAGUCCACUAGCAACAAGACUUACCAGUAUCGGACUGUGGGUCUUUUCACUCUCAGUCUUGAGUGUACAUCUAGUGAGUGGCAUGUGAUCGCGCAGAAAAUGGUCUCAAUCCAACAGCCAAUCAAUGGUUUUGGAAUAAUCAAAUGCUACAAUCUCAAUCAAUCUGAAGAAAUUAACGACUGCACAGUUCCAUAUGGAGAUCCGCUGUUGAUUCAGCUUGUGGUUGAAGAAGGUACAAAUGUGACCUAUGUAAUGUUAGCUGGAGCAGUCACCAUUCACACCAUCACCACAUCUCAAGGAUUUAUCCCUCAGAAUGUCUCGCUGGAUAGUGCCAUUCAACAAAUGAUAGGUCCGGGCACCCAUCAGAUCACCGUUCUAGCAAAGAAUAAUGUGACCACUCAAGAGGUAUCUCUGAAUAUAACUGUUCAAUUCGUGGAACCAAUCAGAGGUUUGAAGGCUUCAGUAAACUCUGCUGUUUUGGAGCUGGGAAGUGAUUUGACUAUAAACAUUUCUGUGUCUCAUGGAGCCCCAGUUGAGCUGCAGUUUGAAUUUAUUGGUCCUAACGAGACCUUUUCUGAAGCCAUUGAGAAUCCUGAUGGCAAUCUGGGAGCCUACAGCCUUCUAAUGAAUUCUGAAGGUACUUUUCUGGUUAGGGGAAAAGCUGUCAACGCUCUUUCUAGCAUUAGCUUUAACGUUGGGAACAUCACUGUUGUGGCAAAUAUAUCAUCUCUGAAACCACCUGAUAUUGAUGAUCAAGGCGAUGAAGCCACUGAUUUGUGGACAGAAGCUCCCACAAACUUUAACUGUUUCUAAAACAAACUGUUUGUAAUUUGUUAAUCAUUUAACAAAUAUAGAAC